Arabidopsis lyrata subsp. lyrata is the source of this 1704-nucleotide messenger RNA. RefSeq lists its product as uncharacterized. The record is from RefSeq and is a predicted model, not a curated record. The coding region runs from base 35 to 1504 and encodes 489 amino acids. NCBI's taxonomy places the organism in Eukaryota, Viridiplantae, Streptophyta, Magnoliopsida, Brassicales, Brassicaceae. Gene Ontology annotation, molecular function: acetylglucosaminyltransferase activity. The transcript is spliced from 3 exons.
CUACCAAUUCAUUUAGUGAAAUUUGAUUCUCUCAAUGGCAUUUAAGAACAGUAGCAACACCAAACCAACCAAAUUGAGUCACAUCUUUCAAAACCUAUCAUUAUCUACCUUAUGGAAAUCCUUAACAGUUUCCGGUGCUCUACUUUUCUUGCUACACACAUUUGCAUUCAACAAUCCUCAUAAAAUGAUGACCCAUAAACUCUUUGCGCCUCUUGACCUUACUUUCUCCUCCUCUUCAUCAUCUUCCUCGUCUUCAGUAUCAUUGUCCUUGCAAAUUACAAGAGAGUCUCCUACAAAUAUCAGCCAUCUAUUUUUUGUCAUUGUUGGUAGUACAAAGACUUGGAGAUAUAGGAGAGGCUACAUAGAGCCUUGGUGGAGACCAAACAUCACAAAAGGAUAUGUUUUCCUCGAAAGACCACCUGGCCGUGAUCUCUUGCCUUGGCCUAACCAAUCUCCUCCCUUUUCUGUCAACAAAGAAUCAUUCAUCACAAACAAAUUCAAGACUCAGAUCCGCCUUUUUUAUUCGCUUCUUGAGUCUUUUAAGAAGGCUUCCAAAGAGACAAGAUGGUUUGUGAUAGCAGAUGAUGAUACUCUCUUCUUCUUGGACAAUUUGGUCAAAGCUCUUGACAGGUAUGACCACAAGAAGCACUAUUACAUCGGAAUGAACUCGGAAAACGUUUGGUCCAACGCGAUUUUCGCUUUCGACAUGGGAUAUGGAGGCGGCGGAUACGCAUUGAGCUAUCCAACCGUAGUAACACUUCUCAGCAACAUGGAAGAAUGUAUCAAAAGAUACCUUGGAGUUUACAGCGAUCUUCUCUCAUUUCGUUGCUUGGCCGACUUGGGAAUUGAUCUUACUUUAGAGAAAGGAAUGCACCAGAUUGAUCUACACGGUGACAUAUCAGGUCUCUUAUCAGCUCAUCCACAGUCUCCUCUUAUCAGCCUUCACCAUUUCGAUGUCAUAGACCCGAUUUUUCCAGGCAUGACCCGCCAGCAAUCCGUGAACCACCUCAUGAAAACGGAUCAAUCCCGUGUCUUGCAACAAACAAUAUGUUACCAAAGAGAAUAUAACUGGUCAGUCUCUGUCUCUUGGGGCUACUCAGUCCACAUUUACCAAUCUAUAUUCCCAAGAAACCACCUAAAACGCCCUCUCGAAACAUUCCGACCAUGGAAAAAUGUUAAAAUACCGGCGUAUACAUUUAACACUAGACGGGUCACGAAGGAUCCUUGCGAAAUGCCUCGUCAGUUUUUCUUUGAGUCGGUUGUGGAGGACAAGAACCAAAGCUUAGUAACUACCAUGUACAAGAUAAAAAUAGAAAGGAGAUUGCCUCCUUGUUUGCUAAAUGGCAGCCAUUCUUCUCGUAACAUUACACAAGUCCGAGUCAUUGCUACUACUAUGCACAAGAUGGGCGAAGGAAUCGAAUGUUGCGAUGUGCAAUAUGUUAACAGUACGGAGAUUAUGGAAGUGAAGAUAAGAGCUUGUCAUGAAGAUGAAGUUCUUGCUUAGGCUAUGUCGUCUUAUGAUACAUGGAAUUAUCUACUACUAUCGAUGUGGCAUUCUUUUUCAUUUGUAUAACAAUAGAAUGUCAUAUGCUGUAUAACUUCUAGUUGCAGCCAGAAUAGAUAGUUGGGAAAAUCAAUUCCCAAAUCGGGGGAAUCAAGAGGUUUCAAACCCCAAAUGCAUAGUCUUUAUGUGGUUUGUGAAAA